This is a messenger RNA of Gamsiella multidivaricata, 1491 nucleotides long. RefSeq names its product regulator of chromosome condensation 1/beta-lactamase-inhibitor protein II. The transcript is spliced from 5 exons. Gene Ontology annotation, cellular component: cytoplasm. Bases 47 to 1348 code for a protein of 433 amino acids. NCBI's taxonomy places the organism in Eukaryota, Fungi, Mortierellomycota, Mortierellomycetes, Mortierellales, Mortierellaceae. Gene Ontology annotation, molecular function: guanyl-nucleotide exchange factor activity. The record is from RefSeq and is a predicted model, not a curated record.
GCUCUUCUUCUUUUACCACGUUCAUUCCAUAUCUCACAGCUCCAUUAUGACAGUAGCCAAAGCGACCGAAUCCACCACCAAACCAUCCUCGCCAAGGAAGCGUGCCAUCAGCAGCACUCCAGUCAAAGUCCCGGUUCUAAAGAAAUCAAAGUCCUCUGGCAGCGUCCUUGAUCUGGCGAUGGCUGAUAUUCCCGCGACUCCGGGGGAGGUUUUUGUAUUUGGAACUGGCGAUUGCGCUCAGCUCGGCCUGGGUGAGGAUAUCCUCUCGAGAAAGAAGCCUGCCCAUUUGGCAGUGUUAAGCAAACAUCAUAUUGUGGACAUUGCAGCAGGCGGUAUGCACAACAUGGCACUCAGUCGAGAUGGAAAGCUGUGGUCCUGGGGCGUGAACGAUCAACGCGCACUCGGAAGAUCUGGUGAUGAAUACACUCCCUUGCCCGUUGAGGGUCUCGACGAUGUCAAGAUUGUCAAGGUUGCCUGCUCGGACUCACUCACCGUUGCCCUGACAGAGGAGGGCCGUGUCUACACCUGGGGCACAUUCAGAAGCGCCGAGGGCAUCUUAGGUCACUCAAAAGAGAAUGAGGUCCAGAAUCUGCCAACUAUCGUCGAAGGACUACCUUCUAUUGUCGACAUCGCUACCGGCACGGACCAUGUCCUGGCUUUGACGUCGGCUGGCAGAAUCUACAGCUGGGGCAACGGUCAACAGAUGCAGCUCGGACGCAGGAUUAUGGCUCGUCGCAUGUUGAAUGGCCUUACGCCCGAGUCGAUCGGCACCAAGGCAGCCAUCAAGGUCGGAGCAGGAUCAUAUCACUCGUUCGCAAUCGACAAGCAAGCCAAGGCUUACGCCUGGGGGCUGAACACAUACGGCCAGUGCGGCGAUGAGGAUUCUAAGAAAGACAACGUCCCUACGAUUGCACCAAUCAAGGCUCUGAAGGACAAAACCUUUGCAGAUAUUCAGGGUGGUGAGCACCAUACCAUCGCCCUGACUGAGGAGGGGGAGCUGUACGGAUUCGGACGGUCUGACAGCCAUCAACUCGGACUCGGAUACACAGAGACACCUGGAUCGGAGGACUCCAGUAGUCAUAAGAAGGCCAUCCGGACACCAACACUAAUUCCAGGACUCCCUAGGAUUCGCGCCAUUUCAGUUGGAGGGAACCACACUCUUGCCUUAUCGGAGGAUGGGGACGUCUACGCCUGGGGUUUCGGCGAAAUGUUGGCAUGUGGCAAUGGCGAGGAGGAGGACGUCCCGACUCCAUUGAAGUUGACUGGAAAGCAAAUCGAGGGUCACCGCGUCUUGAGGAUCGCUGCCGGUGGCCAGCACUCUGUGAUCUUGGCGGUGCCAAAGGUCUAAAUGGACAUUUAGCGGAGGCCGCAUGCUUAUACCAUCGCAGCAGCAUCAGCAUCAGCAUCAUCAACAGCAUCUCGGCAUUUUAUCAUCCAUAUCAUCCAUAUCAUCAAUCAAAUAAAAAAGGUUAUUUCUUGCCACAGCGGAAC